AUGGUAGAAGGAACCCGAGAAACUUCCUACUCCACAGUCGGGGCUAAAACCAAGGGGACUCUCUUCCCCCUAUACCCCCAGCUGAACAAGGAAGCCCACAAGGGGGUGGGGAGAGCAACUCUGGGGGAGAGGGAGCAGAGCCAGACGAUCCAGACCUGGCACACCCUACUCCAGACCUGUCCUGAGCCUCCAGGUUCAUCUCAGGUGUCUGUUGGCCUCCAGAGAAAAGAGAGAGCAGGAGUUCCCAGCGGCGGUUCUGCAACAGCUCGAGGGCAGGGGACACGCGCGGCAGACGUCCCCAGAUGCCUCAAGGCUGCGCGCGAAGACACGGCGCAGGCAGACGCACAGACGGGGCUCCCCCACCCUGGACUCAGCGGCGGCGGGGUGGGAAGCCCAGGAAACCCUGGGUUCCCGUCGGAACCCGCCCGACACCCGGGCCCCUCCUGCAGCUCCUAUCAGGCGCAGGGCAUGGGGACCCAAUGCCUGCGGGAGCCAGGGGCUCCCCAAAAUUCCCGGAGAGAGGUUACCUCGCAGUGGGGGACGCAACCCGUUGGGGUUGCCCGCGGGCACGGCGUCUGCCCUAACCUGGCGCCUUGGUACCAGUCGGCAUCAGGCGUGCGGAGUCCCCGGAGAGGAGCCGUCCGGGGGGCCGCGGCUUAGGGGCGCGGGGCGACGGCAGCGGCCAUGGCGAGUCACGUGCGGAGGCUGAAACUUUACCCGGAGCCCCAGACUGGGGGGGCGGAGGGUACGGAGCAGGGGUGGGGGAAGGCCCUUUCCCUCAGGCCCGCCCUUGCCCGCCCACUGACCAAUCAUCAGUCAGGGGCGGGUCCACCGGAUCACGCCCGGCCCCCCCGCCUUGAUAGACCCAGGGAAGGGCGAGUCUUAAAGGAGCCGCUCCUAGCUGAAGGCUGGACCGUGGGAAUCUGGAGAAUCCCUCCCUCAAGCCCA
Molecule: messenger RNA, 948 nt
Organism: Lemur catta (Ring-tailed lemur)
Lineage: Eukaryota; Metazoa; Chordata; Mammalia; Primates; Lemuridae
Exons: 4
Coding region: 1-660 (219 amino acids)
Source: RefSeq, a predicted model, not a curated record